UCUGUGCUGCUGUGGGAGUCUCCUUUAAAAAAUCUUGCCGCGUCACUGGGAUGCGGUUGCUGGAGCCGGGCACUUAGCCUACCAUCCCCUCUCAUAUGCUCAACACUGAGAGGGACCAUCUGUCAAUACCUCCACUCACCGAAGAUGACAGCUCCGUCGAACCUGACCCAUGCUGCACCACAGGAACAACGCUUUUUGGUGUUGUUCGACUUUGAUGAGACCAUCAUCAAUGAAAACAGCGAUGAUGCUGUGUUAUAUGCUCUGCCGGGCCAGCAGCUCCCUGAUUGGCUGAAAAACAGCUACAGGGAGGGGCACUACAAUGAGCACAUGCAGCGGAUCUUGGCUUAUAUGGCGGAGCAAGGUGUGUCUAAGAACUCGAUCCAUUCAGCAGUGGUGAACAUCCCGCCCACGCCUGGCCUCCUGAACCUCCUCCAGUAUCUGCAGAGCCACCAGCAGGACUUUGAGUUGGCGGUGGUCUCUGAUGCAAACAUGUACUUCAUCGAGACGUGGCUGGAGCGCGCUGGGGUGCGUCAGCUUUUCCGGAAGAUUUUCACAAACCCAGCCACUUUUGAUGCAACCGGCCGACUUGUGCUGCUCCCCUUCCACUCCCACUCGUGCUCCCGUUGUCCUGACAACAUGUGCAAGCAGGUGAUCCUUCGAGAGUAUCUGGCUGACCGGCAAAAGGAGCGUGGUGGUGCACCCUUCCAGAGGGUAUUCUAUAUCGGAGAUGGGGCCAAUGAUAUCUGUCCCUCUCUGGCUCUGGGGCCCCGGGACACAACUUUUCCCAGGAGGGACUUCCCCAUGCACAAGCUGCUGGUGGAGAUGCAGCAGUCCCAGGAGACCAAGUUCAAAGCAAAUGUAGUUCCUUGGGCCAGUGGCGAGGACAUAGUAGACUGCCUGAAGAAAGUAAUGGAGGAGAGAUGAGAUUUGUGUGUGUCUGUGUGUGUGUAUGUGUGUGUGUAUGUUUGUAAGAGUAGGAGAGAACAAGAUAAAGGGGCAAAUAUAGCAAAGAUGCACCGACCCCAGUCAGGAUAUUCAUGAUUUUACCCCAGCCGCACUUGGUACAACUUAUAAAGAUGUAGCCAAACAGUGUAUAUUUUAAAGGAAUAGUUUGACAUUUAGGGAAAUACGCUUAUUCACUUUCUUGUUGAAUUAAAUGAGAAGAUCGGUGCCACUUUCAUGUUUGCAUGGUAAAUAUGUGGGUGGAACCAGCAGCCAGUUAGCUUAGCUUAGCACAAGAACUGGAAACAAGGCGAAACAGCUAGGCUGGCUCCGUCUAAAGGUAACAAAAUCCACCUAUGAGCACUCCAAAACUCACAAUUUAACAGUGUUGUUAUAUCUCAUUUGUCUAAACCAAGAUACAUAAAAUGCAAAUUGUGGUUUUAUGGAAGGUUAUGUUUUGAUUAGUUCUUGGCUGGAACCAGUUGCCGGGCAACCAGCGGGGACUCCAGCAUCUUGUCAUUUUUACACUUUUUACCAUUUACCUUUUUUCGUACAAAGUAAUUAAACUCAAUAUAAAGUGAUAUACUGUAAUUGGUGUAUUUUAGGAGUGCUGGUAGGCUGAUUUUUUUCAACUUUGGGCAGAGCCAGGCUAGCUGUUUCCCCCUGUUUUCAGUCUUUGUGCUAAGCUAACUGGCAGUAUAUUUACCAUUCAAAUGUGAGAGUGGUAUCGGUCUCCAAGUAAAGGCAUUUCCCAAAAUGUCAAACUAUUCCUUUUGCCACCUUAAUGACAUAAAGUGUGAAUGCAGUAUUUAGACCUGGACUCAGAUUGGGAUGCAAAUCAAUAAGCUCAACAGUCAAGAUAAUCAGAAUCAAUAAUGGAGAUAUGCAGUAUUGAUGAUACACAAAAUGCUGAAGAUAUUUUUAACCAAAGUUGUGCCUAGUGUGCUCUGGAGUGAACUUAAUCCAAUGCAGACAGCUCAUUUAAUACACCCUCAUAUUAAAUGUAAUUUAGUUUACAUUUGAACGUUUCACAGAAUCUGACAUUUUUGAGCAAGAUUUGAAAUUUUGCGUCAGACAACCAGACCAACAGCUUAAAGCUAAGGCCUCGACGAUAGACACAUAAGUAGGAUCAGGUGUUAUAGCACUACCUGAGACAAAAGACCACACAUGUCGCGUCAGGCAGGGACAAGAGCAGCAUAUAACAGGGAUAAAGUGACAGAGACUCCUGCAAACUACCUGUGCACUUUUCCACCACUCACUACUGAUACCUAAUCUAGGACUUGAUUAUACAACGGUAAUCUACACCAGCAUGAGAUCCAAAGGGAACACUGUAGCCAUACGUCUGCACUUUGGCCCAACGUUAUCCCCUGUGACUCAAACAAAAGUGUUAACACCAAUUUAAGAUUUUAAAAUCUCUUAUUAGCUCUGCUUGUACCCUACUACAAUUCCCAGUGAAUAUUAUUAUUGUUUAAAGGCUUUCUAUUUAGGAAGGGGAGCAUUUAUAUUAUCUGAAUAGUGCAACACCUUCUUAAUGUUUGAAUGUAUUCCCAGUUGAAACACAGUGUUGUAGGUGAUGAACGUUUCAGUCUACGUUUUACAUUUGCAUUAAUUAACUUAACAUGUAACCUCAUAUUGCCUCACCAAGCUCAUGACAGGGACUGUAAAAUACAUUUAAAAUUAUAAAGAAGGAGCACUUAUAUUCACCCUCAUCGUCUGUUUACCAGCACAUCAGUGUUCUGUUCAAAUUCAGGAAAUAGUGGAAUAUUAUGUCUUAGAGUUGCAGCUCUCAUCCUGUUCUCAUCUUGUUUACAAUAGUCUGUAUAAAUUCCCACACUAAUGGGCCAUGUAUACUGUACAUAUGCACAUAAGUAAACAAUCAUUGGUCCUGUCUAGUAACUUAUGAAUAACUGAGUGUAGUAUUUAAAUAACUACCAAACUAGCAUUCAUUUUGUAUUUUAAAUAUUUCUAACAAUAUAAAUCCACGUACAUACAUGUUGAUCAAUUCAUUACUGGUGACGAUAAGAAAGUCUGGGUGCUGAUAACAUGAAAGAAAGCAGUUAAUAUGUUUGUUAAUUGAUUAAUUACUUCUGGCUUUAAAAAAAAAUGCUGUAUAAGUGCUGGAAAUGUCGUUUAACCAGUGUUUUAGUUUCUCAGGGAGUAGAGAAGAAAGUGUUAAGAGGCAAACAUAAUAAUAAGAUGUUUAUAAAAACAAUGUGUUUAUCUGCACUUUCAGAUUUGCUGUUCUAAGAACAAAAUGUUCCUUUGUUAUUUAAAAAAAAAAAACGUAUACAUGUUUAUGAGAUGUAAUCAACGCAGCUGGAGUUUGAUCCUGAAAUUCUCUUGAGAUCAAAACCUAAUCCACUAAUGCUUUGUGAUUAGGAGACUAAAGUUCUGCUAGCUUUACUCCAUGUGAUGGUAGAAUUAUUACGAUGUAUGUAACAGGGGUGUUUUUAAUUUAACUGUGUGCGUGUACCUGUAAGACUUCCAUGGAGUUUUGUGCAAUAAUUCAACGCUGUAUACUUGAUAUGAUGUACAAGAGGUAUGAAGUUAAACAGGGAGAAAAACUUGACAUUUUCCGCUUCCUGCUUUGAUUCAGGGAUGUGAAAUGACCCCAGAUCAACAAAUUGUGGUGUUUUAUAAUUCAACUUUUAAACGGUAUUAGGUCUUUGCUCGACUAAUAUGCUACCUUUUUUCAUUUUUUGUGGUUUGCUGUAUAUUGGGUGUAUGUGUUUUUAAUCAGAAAUCCAUUUAUGUGUGUAAGGCAUCACUGUAACAGGAAUAUAAAGCCAUUAUCUGAUUAA
Molecule: messenger RNA, 3743 nt
Organism: Thunnus maccoyii (southern bluefin tuna)
Lineage: Eukaryota; Metazoa; Chordata; Actinopteri; Scombriformes; Scombridae
Product: probable phosphatase phospho1
Exons: 2
Coding region: 145-924 (259 amino acids)
Molecular function (GO): phosphatase activity
Source: RefSeq, a predicted model, not a curated record